AUGCCAGACAGUUUAUUACCUGUGAAUAGAUUUGAUGUGUCAUUGUACCUUGAAAAAAUGAGAACUUUGAAAAAUGACACUUCAGCAAUUCAAGACCUCAUUAAAAACUUGUGUUAUUCACCAGCAGUUGAUGGUGCAUAUUGUCUUCCGUGUGUUUUAUUUGGAGAGAAAUUUCCAACCAAAACCAACAAAAUUAAAAAACUGUUUUCUGAGUCAUUUAGAUAUUGGCCAGAUGCCAAUGCUCAAUUCCUCAAGCAUAAUUCUAGCACUGAACUUCAUGCUGAUACAUCAGCUGUAUUCACUAGCUUUAUAAGAAAUUAUUUUGCAAUAAUCUAUUCUGGUAGGCAGGGCCACGCAUUAAGAGGUCAACGAGAUGACUCCCAGUAUCAUGGUGAAGUAGGGGAGUUUUCUUGUGGAAGGGUGGGAAAUUUUGUGGAAUUGUUGAAUUUUAGGGUGCAAGGUGGAGACACUAUUCUUGCUGAGCAUUUGAAAAACAGCCCUAAAAAUGCAACCUAUAUCUCCAAAACAACACAAAAUGAGUUAAUAAGUUGUUGUGGUGAAUUUAUUUUGGAUAAAUUAGUUUCUGAGAUAAAAAACAAUGUGUUUUAUUCUAUUCUUGCUGAUGAAGCCUCUGAUUCAUCUCACAAAGAGCAAAUGUCUUUAGUCCUGCGUUUUGUGGAUGAUUCAUUUAACAUUAGAGAGGAAUUCAUCCAGUUUAUCCAUUGUGAUGAAGGACUUUCUGGUAAAGACUUGCAGUCUGUUUUAUGCAAGUGUUUAGAACAUUUGAAGUUGGACAUAAAAGAUUGUAGGGGUCAAGCAUAUGACGGUGCAGGUGCUGUGGCUGGUUAUAAAAAUGGUCUCUCUGCACGCAUUCUUAGUCUUAACAGAAAGGCCAUCUAUGUUCACUGUAACAGCCACCGUCUAAAUUUAUCUGUGGGAAAAUUUAUACAACAAAUACAUUUUUCCAAAAUUUACGCAAAAGAGUGGUUUUACACGUUAAAGAAAUUGCUUCACUUGUUUACCAAUCGUAAAUUAAAUAAAUGUUUUUGCUUAGCCAUGCCACAAGGAAAGCAAAGUUUAGGUGAACCAAGAAACAUUGUUACUGAUAAGACUGAAGUAGAAUAUGGAGUUUCUACCGAAGUUUUUAAAUCCGUUUUUACGUUAGUAGCUUCAUACGAAAGGAAAAAUUGGGAUCACUUCCACAAACACAAUUUUAAAGUCAGAAGAAAAUCAAAAUCAGAAAGUUCGAGAAAGGUGUUGAGGAUUAAAGAAACCUACUCGCAGCACAGGAAAUGCAUGUUUGACCAUUCGAAAAUUGUUGAUGGAGCACAGCACUGUUCAAUUUAA
Messenger RNA from Hydractinia symbiolongicarpus, 1347 nucleotides. RefSeq names its product zinc finger MYM-type protein 1-like. The record is from RefSeq and is a predicted model, not a curated record. The transcript is spliced from 6 exons. NCBI's taxonomy places the organism in Eukaryota, Metazoa, Cnidaria, Hydrozoa, Anthoathecata, Hydractiniidae. Bases 1 to 1347 code for a protein of 448 amino acids.